Erigeron canadensis is the source of this 456-nucleotide messenger RNA. RefSeq lists its product as uncharacterized. The record is from RefSeq and is a predicted model, not a curated record. The coding region runs from base 1 to 456 and encodes 151 amino acids. The transcript has a single exon. NCBI's taxonomy places the organism in Eukaryota, Viridiplantae, Streptophyta, Magnoliopsida, Asterales, Asteraceae.
AUGUUAAAGGUAUCACCAUGGAAAGGUGUUAUCCGAUUUGGAAAGCGUGGGAAAUUAAGUCCCCGAUACAUAGGUCCAUUCGAGAUACUUGAACGUAUUGGUCCAGUUGCUUACCGUCUGAAACUACCUCAGGAAAUGAGUAACGUUCAUGACAUUUUUCAUGUUUCAAACUUGAAGAAAUGUCUAUCUCAAGAGAGUGUCGUCAUACCUUUAGAUGAGAUUCAAAUCAACAAGCGACUCCACUUUGUUGAAACCCCGGUGGAAAUCAUGGACCGUGAGGUUAAACAGCUGAAACAUAGUCAAAUCCCCAUAGUUAAUGUCAGAUGGGAUUCAAAGAGAGGUCAUGAAUUCACAUGGGAACGUGAGGAUCAAUUCAAGAAGAAAUAUCCGCAUCUAUUCGAGAAGCCUAUAUCACCGGUGGCUACAGACAAAAUUUUGGGACGAAAUUCCGUCUAA